Macrosteles quadrilineatus (aster leafhopper) is the source of this 663-nucleotide messenger RNA. Its product is annotated as golgin subfamily A member 6-like protein 6. The transcript has a single exon. NCBI's taxonomy places the organism in Eukaryota, Metazoa, Arthropoda, Insecta, Hemiptera, Cicadellidae. The coding region runs from base 1 to 663 and encodes 220 amino acids. The record is from RefSeq and is a predicted model, not a curated record.
AUGAAGCAAUUAGAAGAAAAGCAUGAGGCUACAAAGGUGUCAGAAGAAACAAUAGUAAAAUGUGUUGGCCCGAAGAUUUACACUGAAGAAAGAGAAAAGGCAAGAUUGCAACGACAACAUAUGAUGAAGCAAUUAGAAGAAAAUUUGGGGUGGAAGGUAGAAUUUGAACAAUUUGCAGAAAUCAUGGAAAAUGAAGAAAUUAAGACAGCCCAGAAAGUAGUGAACAUGUUAGAAGAAGAACUCAGAAAAAAGAAAGAAGAACUAAAAAAAGGAGAAGAGAAAAAAAUGAAAGAAGACAAGAAGAGAAAAUUGGAAGAGGAAGAGAUGAAAAGAAGGGAAAAGGAGAAGAAAUUGGAAGAAGAGAAGAAAAGAAUGGAAGUUGAAGAACAGAAGAGAAGGUUACAAGGAAAAAUCACAGUGGAAAAGAAGAAGGAAGAACAAGAGAAGGCAGAAAUGAAGAAAGGAGAAGAAGAAGGAAAGAACAAUUUAAAAAGGAUAGAUGAUGAAGAACUAAGAAUAAUAUUUGAAGAGAUGAUUCUCAAUGUGAAUCUAGUGCACUGGCUUGAGCCACAAAUCAAUGAGUAUAAAUUGAUAAAAAUAGAUGAAGAUGACGACGAAGACAUUUUGGACUUAAGACCAAAUUAUAUGGAAAUAGAGGAGUAA